Messenger RNA from Ipomoea nil (Japanese morning glory), 1545 nucleotides. RefSeq lists its product as uncharacterized. The transcript is spliced from 4 exons. The record is from RefSeq and is a predicted model, not a curated record. Lineage: Eukaryota; Viridiplantae; Streptophyta; Magnoliopsida; Solanales; Convolvulaceae. The coding region runs from base 56 to 1357 and encodes 433 amino acids.
CCAAGCAGAAUGGAGUGAAAGAUAGCAGAGCUAGCUGGGCAGAGCAAAGAAGAAGAUGCUAGAGAGGGUGCUGUCUUCCCGGAGAGCAGGCGGGCCGGUGAACGAGGACGGCGACGACGACAGUACCGGAGACGAAUCCAAGACCCGAAAGCACACCUUUACCCCAAUGCGGUUCAUCAACUACCUGACCCGAACGGGUCACAUCUGGCCCUGCCUCCUCAUAGGCCUCGUCGUCGUAGUAAUCACUUCCUUCAUUGUCCACACUCGCGAUUUGGUCUGCAUCUCCGCCUCCUCUGCCGAUCACACCUCGCGCCUCCGCUUCUUCGGCUUCGACGGCCUCGAAUCUGAUUUCGGAUCUCUGGGUGUGCCCUGGUGCAGAUCGAAACUUGGCAAAACUGUUGAAUGGACCACAAAAGAUUUACUCGAAGGUUUGGAGGAGUUUGUGCCAAUAUAUGAAACACGUCCAAUCAAGAAUAACAUGUAUGGGAUGGGAUUUGACCACAGUUUUGGGUUAUGGUUCGUCACCAGAUGGUUGAAGCCAGACUUGAUGAUUGAGAGCGGUGCUUUCAAGGGACACUCAACCUGGGUUUUGAGACAAGCAAUGCCAGAUACACCAAUCAUAUCGCUUUCACCUCGUCAUCCUGAGAAGUACCUCAAGAAGGGACCUGCUUAUGUUGAUGGAAAUUGCACAUACUUUGCUGGAAAAGACUUUGUCGACUUUGGCAGUGUUGAUUGGGCAAUAGUUCUGAAGAAACAUGGAAUAGAAGAUAUUAGUCGUGUUAUUGUCUUUUUUGAUGACCAUCAGAAUGAAUUGAAAAGAUUAAAGCAAGCUCUUGAAGCUGGAUUCAGGCAUCUUGUCUUUGAAGACAACUAUGAUACUGGUACAGGAGAUCAUUAUUCCUUGAGGCAGAUAUGUGAUCAAUUCUAUAUAAGAGGCGGUGGCCACAGCUGCUUUAAGGAUAGCGAUGAAGCUAGGAUAAGAUCAAGAAGGAAGAAAUUCUGGGAAAAAGCUGUUGAUACAGAGGAACUUUGUGGGCCAGGUGAAGCAUGGUGGGGUGUGAGAGGUUAUAUGCGGGAUAAUUUUAAUCACAGCAAUAAGGUAAUCACCUACGCUGAACAUUUUCAGAACAGCAGGUUUGUAGAAUCAGUACUCGAUGUGUACUGGGAGCUCCCCCCUGUAGCUGGCCCUUCACUAACUCAUCAAAUGAGAUACGACCCAGCUCGUGCAUCAACUCCCAUCGUUGAAGAUGGCAGAUAUGGAUUAUUCCAGAGACUUGGCUUAUCUAGAUUCGACAAUUCUGUAUUUAAUGGAUACACACAAAUGGUAUACGUUCAGGUCUCUCCGCAAGAAUCUUAGCCCCCGCUGAAGUUGGUGCAAAAAGAGGUUUUCAGUUACCCAGUGCCGUCUGUAGUGUUCAUUACAUGCUAUCUCCUUAUUUUUUCUUCUUUUAUUUCAUUUUUUGUUUGUUUUGCAUGUACUCUGAGUUCUGACAUAGCUUUCUUGCUGUCAAUAUUAAGUUACAUAAUCGAAACCUAUUUCUCCCA